AUCCUCAACCACCCAUCCAUCAUCCCGUCUACGAACCGUUGUUUCCUCACAACACCAUGAUUUCACAACGAGAUCGGAAACUCUUCCGAGAUGAUAUCCGCGCUCGAGGGACAAAGCUCAGUGCUGCUGAGCGUGAGAACCUUCUUAAACCAUACUUACCAGAACCGUCGGAUCUACCACGUCGGCCUCCUCCACGGCGAAAGAAAGCGACAACCCGAAAAACCCCUAUCCGCACAUUCCUCAAAUCUCAGCUGCACCAUCUAAUCUACUCUGUCAUUCAUAUUAUCUUUGGGAUUGCUGUGCGUCUGAUUCAGGUCUAUCAUGCGGUCUUGGAUCGCAUUCUUGCCGUGGUAUAUCACCACCAUCGCACGCCUGAGUUGAUCCGAAAAGACGUCAAAAACCUCGAUCGCCUGCCAGAGCAUCUAAGCGUGAUAUUAUCGCUUCGGGCUGGGGAUGAUGCUCUUGCCAUAUUGAUGGACGAAGUGGCAGAACUCGCUGCCUGGAGUGUAAGUGCCGGUAUUCCCGUACUGAGUGUUUAUGAGAAAAACGGCAUUCUGAAAUCAUGCAUACCCAGCUUGAACCAAGUCAUUCUAGUCAAGCUAUCCUCAUACUACGGCUCACCUUCUCAACAACCAACAUUGCGGCUCUUUGCUCCUCACCACCCCAUCCAUCAAGAUAAUUUUUCUACCCCCAGAUAUAAUCCGGACACGCUCACAAUACUUCUUCUUUCUGCUACCGACGGCCGGGAGACUUUUGUGGACCUCACUAAAACCUUGGCUGAAAUGUCCCAGAAUGGCAAGCUGUCGCCUGAGGACAUCACUAUAGAACUUGUCGACGCGGAGAUCAGUGAGAUUACUACACACCCUUCUCAGGUUACACCGUCAGAUUUGGGCGGGAGCAAAAUGACUCCCAGUUCAAUUUCUAUAAAGCCUGAGCCAGAUCUUCUUUUAGUGUUCGGUCCUUUUUUGAAACUUGAUGGCUAUCCACCCUGGCAUAUUCGUCUCACAGAAAUGCUCUGUACGGGGGAUAAUAGUAGCAGCAUAACCGGCUCUGGCGAGGCUGUCGAGUAUCAAAGUUUCUGUCGGGGUCUGUGGCAUUAUGCAGGAGCUCAAAUGAGGUUUGGGCGAUGAGAGUUUGCAAUUUUCUGAGUAUAUUUUUUUUCCUUCUUUUCUAGGGAAAAAAAAAGGUGCAUUCCUUCUGAAACUGGAACACUUAUGUCAAAUUGAUGGGGAUGUGACAGGUUACUUGUAGAAAUAAGUAUAGGGUAAUAGGUAUCCUUGCUUGUACUGUACUGAACUGAUAAACAUUUUUGAUCGGCAAUUAUAGUUGCACAU
This is a messenger RNA of Aspergillus steynii IBT 23096, 1334 nucleotides long. Its product is annotated as ditrans,polycis-polyprenyl diphosphate synthase. Gene Ontology annotation, molecular function: ditrans,polycis-polyprenyl diphosphate synthase [(2E,6E)-farnesyl diphosphate specific] activity. Gene Ontology annotation, cellular component: endoplasmic reticulum membrane; dehydrodolichyl diphosphate synthase complex. Lineage: Eukaryota; Fungi; Ascomycota; Eurotiomycetes; Eurotiales; Aspergillaceae. The coding region runs from base 57 to 1130 and encodes 357 amino acids. The record is from RefSeq and is a predicted model, not a curated record. The transcript has 2 exons.